CGAACGGAACCAAGCCAUUGCGUCACUUGUCCGUGAUCUGUUACUCAGAGGUUUGAACUUCGUCUUCGACGUUCUACUUCCAUAUACAUUUCUAUCAUAGUCUUCAAAGACCUGGUUAACCUCUUGGACUCCCUUCAUAUUUUCUCAUUGGACCGUUUGCCAUACUAUAUCUAUACCAACUAUUACGAAUCUUCACGCUUUCACGCUACUGACAACAAUAAUUCUGGUUGAAUCCCAUUGCUACUCUAUCGACAUCGACUGUAUAUCCAUGCCAAUAACUUACCGCCAGCGUUUGAACACAAGUACCAACUCUCACGCGUCUCUGCACCCUUCGUCUACGCCUUCUAUCCAGGAUACUGAUUCUUCCAUCGUUCUCUCGGAUCUACUACGCUCAGGAGAAUCAUCUCGACUGCGUCGGAGGGGUGCGGUCAGGCUUGACAAUGUGCAUAGAUAUGAAGAUCCCCGGGCCUUGAAUAACACAAGCAAUUUACUAGAUGAGGAGGAUAACUACCUACAAUUAUACUGUAGGGAAUGUGAUACCCCUGCUUAUCAACCAGUGGCUGAACCUUCUUCACAAACUCCAUUCCGACCAUCCAUAUUCCCUCUUUCUUCUCUUCCGCAUCCUUCCCCUCAAUGCACAGAGUUCAAAGGCAAAACCCGUGCCUCCGGUCCACAGAGCUUAGGGAGAACUUUGGUACACGAUCGUGUAAUGGCGCAACGACUUCCGCACAUAGACGCUUCCCUCCAUGUACAUCCUCCCUCCAGCUUUACAUACUCGCCAACUGCGGCUCAAGUUAUUGCCUUUCUCACGCGCGCGCAGCAUAGCAGUAGCGCUAAUCAUCUUAAUGAAGAAGAGCUAGAUGUUAGCGGCGAAGACGCUGAAAAUGGUGUAAUGGUGUGGACAUCUGUCUCAGAACCUGUCGAGGGUGUCGUGGUACCUAUACAUUACGAAGAUGAUCCGGGCGAAGCAACGGAGACGGGGCUCGGACAUGAUACACGAUUCAUGAGUAUCGAUGAGCUUGCGAGACGGCGUCCUGGCCCGAUUUCGACUGCCUGUAUGUGCAAGAGGGAGGUUGUCGGUUGUGCUGUUUGUGGAUCACCUCUUGGAAUGCGAUAUACUCCCUGCACAAGCGCCUUGAGGAAAAUAUUUCCUCCUCCCACUCAUGUACCAUUAUCACCUAUUCCGCCCCGGACAUUUGUCAGACCUACUUCUACUUCCACUGCGCGUGCGCCUCCCGUAGACCCAGAUGCAAUACGUUACAGAAGUAGGGUCGCUGAUUAUCUUCUUGCCAUGACCACGCCUAGGGCUACACGUUCAACGCCAAGUGCUGCACCAAGUCCUCCCGAUACCAUUCGUCUGACGCCUGAGCUACAUAACGAGAUUGAGCAAGGCCGGCGGUUCGGAGUCUCAAUGUUGCCUAGCAGAGUUCCAUCUUGGGAUCAUCGUAAUUCCUCAGCCAUGUCUCGAGAUCAGGAUAGCUCAUCGAGCACACGAAUACGGGAAAACAAUCAUGACGAUGAAAAUAUGCCGGGAGAACCCCAGACGCUGCAGACCAUGGCUCAUGAAUUAGCUGAUUCUGAAACUGAUACUGAUAACGAUUCAGACGACAGCCAGAAUGAUGAUCAUUACCGUCUUCCAAUGAUUACACAGACGGGACCCGAAUCCGCUCACCUUUCUGGGCACUGGACUAACGAAGCGUCGACAAGAUAUAUUUAUCGGUUCUUUGCGGAGGCGGUGAUACCUGAGCAAUGUUCGAAAGCUUCUACAGAGUCUUCAGGAGAAGCAGGGUGCACCUCUUUGAUCGACUGGCGCAAGUUCUACGCAAGUUUAUAUGGACUGGGUCGUCAGCACGAUCACGAGGGUCAUGCGAGUACUGGAGACGCGGAAAACAGGUCGCCCUGUGGAUGAAAUGACGAAUGGAUGGAGAUGUUUGCGCUUAAAUUCAGAGUGGGUCUUGGCCCCGACUCUUUUUCUCUUUUGCUAGUUGAAUGGAUUCUCUAACUGACGAUACAGACAUCUAUGAUUUUGCAUCUACACUCUAUAUACUUUUACGCCCAUUAUUCCUUCCACGAAUCGGAGCCUUGUUAUACCCUAGUGUUGUUCUAGUGUGCUUGACGCGCAAUCUCUGUACUCUCUAAUCAAAUAUUUUGGUUGCGUUUGAAUGACUGUCAGCUGCUCGAGACGAAGGCCCGUUACACUAUAGCUCAGAGG
Molecule: messenger RNA, 2212 nt
Organism: Lentinula edodes (shiitake mushroom)
Lineage: Eukaryota; Fungi; Basidiomycota; Agaricomycetes; Agaricales; Omphalotaceae
Exons: 3
Coding region: 269-1909 (546 amino acids)
Source: RefSeq, a predicted model, not a curated record